AUGAUUUCCUGCCCUAUUGGUACAGAUGUAUGGCAGAUCACUACAAAAUUGUCCCAUUCCAUUUACUCUGUCCUCUCCUUUCAGGCUCCUGAGAAGCAGCAGGAAAAUGCCACCUGGCUGGUGACCGAGUUUGUGCUGGUGGGUUUCUCCAACCUCCCACACCUGAGGUACACCCUUUUCGGGCUCUUCUUCCUCACAUACCUGGUCACCCUCAGUGGCAACAUCACCAUCAUCAUCAUCAUCCAGGUGGAUCCGACCCUUCACACUCCCAUGUACCGCUUCCUGGCCGUGCUGUCCCUCUCCGAGACCUCCUACACGCUGGUCACUAUCCCCAACAUGCUGGCCCAUCUGCUCAUGGAGAGCCAGGCCAUCUCCAUCCCUGGCUGUCGGGCUCAGAUGUUCUUUUUCCUGGGCCUGGGAUGCAGCCAGUGCUUCCUCCUUACCCUGACGGGCUAUGACCGCUACGUGGCCAUCUGCCACCCCCUGCGGUACUCGGUGAUCAUGAGACCCACAGUGUGUCUCCGCCUGGGAGCCCUGGUUUUCUGCUCCGGCUUCUCGGUGGCCUCGAUUGAGACCAGCAUGAUCUUCUCCUCGCCUUUCUGCGGCAGCAACCGCGUGGAGCACUUCUUCUGUGACAUCACGCCGGUCCUGAAGCUCAGCUGCUCUGAGAGCGCCGGCAAAGCGCUGGCCAUCUUCUUCCUGAGCGUCCUCGUGGUGCUGGUCUCCUUCCUCCUCGUCCUCCUCUCCUACGUCUUCAUCGUGGCCGCCAUCGUGAGGAUCCCUUCCACCGCCGGCCGGCGCAAGGCCUUCUCGACCUGCGCGGCCCACCUCACCGUGGUCAUUGUGCAUUUUGGCUGCGCCUCCAUCAUCUACCUGCGGCCCGAGUCCAGGGCCAGGCCUGAGCAGGACCGCCUGGUGGCUGUGUUCUACACGGUGGUGACGCCGCUGCUGAACCCCGUGGUGUACACGUUGCGCAACAAGGAGGUGCGGGUGGCUCUGAGGAGGACCCUGGGGCGGAACCGCGGGGUUUUUCAAUAA
Messenger RNA from Lontra canadensis (Northern American river otter), 1038 nucleotides. Its product is annotated as olfactory receptor 10T2-like. Bases 1 to 1038 code for a protein of 345 amino acids. Gene Ontology annotation, cellular component: membrane. Gene Ontology annotation, biological process: G protein-coupled receptor signaling pathway. The transcript has a single exon. Gene Ontology annotation, molecular function: G protein-coupled receptor activity; olfactory receptor activity. NCBI's taxonomy places the organism in Eukaryota, Metazoa, Chordata, Mammalia, Carnivora, Mustelidae. The record is from RefSeq and is a predicted model, not a curated record.